AUGCGCUUGCACCCGACGCUCAAUGUGGGGUGUCUUAAGGCUUACCUGCUGGCGAUUUUCCCAUACGAACCUUCCCCGCUAUUCCGUGUCGACUCGAUGUACGACAUUUCUUAUAACGACGCUGACGUUGACUGGUACCAGGUACUGCACGAGACAGUGCAGGCUCACUUUGAUAGGCUUUACCGAAAGCAGCAGUCUGAAGAUGGCUUUGACGCUCCACCAAUCCCUGCUGCUCCCGCUGAGUCGUUUCGUCAGCGUAUCGCAGCUGCUGCACGAUCGUAA
Molecule: messenger RNA, 282 nt
Organism: Peronospora matthiolae
Lineage: Eukaryota; Oomycota; Peronosporomycetes; Peronosporales; Peronosporaceae
Source: the annotation of a GenBank genome assembly